This is a messenger RNA of Candida albicans SC5314, 639 nucleotides long. RefSeq lists its product as uncharacterized. The coding region runs from base 1 to 639 and encodes 212 amino acids. The record is from RefSeq and is a predicted model, not a curated record. The transcript has a single exon. Lineage: Eukaryota; Fungi; Ascomycota; Pichiomycetes; Serinales; Debaryomycetaceae.
AUGACCACCCCAACAUCCAUUUUGUCACCCUGUGACUCGUGCUUGACACUUUCAGACAAGUCCCAACAAUACAAUUCCCAAUACCUUAUGAACUAUCUAUCUUCGAGGAUCCCUGAAGAAGAAACCGAAGUAUCAGAAAUCACGGUGGUUUACGAUGGUAAUGCCAAUAUCAACAUCAAAUUAUGCUCUGUUGUGUGUUUGAUCAAUAUAUAUUUACAUAAGAAGAUAACUGUUGAGGAUUUAACAGUGAACCAUUUGUUUGUCUAUUUAUUCUACCACCAGCAUAAUUUAUUCAAUAAAGAAAUAUAUAUCGAUCAGCUAAAACUAGUUCACUUGGGAAAGAAAUACCAGUUCUCGACAUUGCACAGCAUACCUUCACCAAGACUAAUUCAUGACUUACAGAUUGAACGGUACCCUACAUUAUUAUUGAACAUUAAAGAAGACAAUUACCUACCAUUUAAUCUCGACGUUGGGUAUUAUUUGACCUGUCAGCAAACGUUUGUUGACAAAUCUACAGGUGAUGUUACUUGUCUCGACACCUUGAUAAGAAAAUGGAAACGACUUCAGAAUCAUAAGAACGGAAGCAAUACAUCUAAACGAAGAGGGCUUAAGAAUUUUCUAAAAAGUAUUAUGGUUUGA